Pecten maximus is the source of this 3544-nucleotide messenger RNA. Its product is annotated as acid ceramidase-like. Gene Ontology annotation, biological process: fatty acid metabolic process. The transcript is spliced from 13 exons. Gene Ontology annotation, molecular function: N-acylsphingosine amidohydrolase activity; fatty acid amide hydrolase activity. Gene Ontology annotation, cellular component: lysosome. The coding region runs from base 47 to 1222 and encodes 391 amino acids. The record is from RefSeq and is a predicted model, not a curated record. Lineage: Eukaryota; Metazoa; Mollusca; Bivalvia; Pectinida; Pectinidae.
CCGAUUCUGAUGAAAGUCACAUGUCAAUGUUUGGCUUGGUCACAAGAUGAGGAUUUUUUUGGUGUGUUUUGUUGCUUUCAUCAGUCUGAUAAAUUGUCAGAUUCCACCGUUUACAGAAGAAUGCGUUGAUAAUGCUUAUCCGCCACCAGAAAGCCGUAAAGUGCCUUCAUACGUGGUCAACCUUGACCUCCCUGCUGCCCAAAGAUGGACACAUGUAGUGAAGAACAAAGGACCUGAGAUUAAGAAGUUACUGGAUGAGUUCAAGUCGUUCAUCAGUGACAUUUUUAAUGGAUCCCAGGCUAUUGUCAACUUCAUUGACAAAGAAGGGCCUGCCUUUGAUGAGACAUUACCACAGCCGUUUGCUGAUGAAAUGAGAGGGAUUGCAAACGCCACUGGUCUGAAACUGGGAGAAAUUGUUUUCUUCAAUAUCUUCUACGAGUUUUUUACUGUCUGCACAUCCAUAGUUGCACAGGAUCCUAAAGGUACACUUUAUCAUGCAAGAAAUCUUGACUUUGGUCUUUUUCUUGGUUGGGAUAUAAAGAACAACACCUGGGCAGUAACAGAGCUGCUGAGACCCUUGGUGAUCAUUGUGGAUUUCCAGAAAGGAGGCCAAACUGUCUUCAAAUCCGUCAACUUUGCAGGAUACAUUGGCAUUCUGACAGCUAUCAAACCUAAAUUAUUUACACUUACUAUGAAUGAGAGAUUCAAUAAAGAUGGUGGCUACAUAGGACUGAUGGAGUGGAUCCUUGGAGAACGUACGGGGCAAUGGAUGGGCUUCCUGACAAGACAAGUAAUGGAGUCAGCCUCUGGCUUUCUGGAGGCAAAAGUAAUGUUGUCAAAUGAAGAGAUGCUGGCCCCAGCCUAUUUCAUACUUGGUGGCAAUAAAACCUCAGGACUUUAUCAACAGGGAUGUGUCAUCACACGGGCACGAGAAUUUGUAGUAGAUGUGUGGGACAUGGAGAGUGCUAAUGGCUGGUACAUACUGGAGACCAAUUAUGACCACUGGUCAGCGCCACUUUUCCUUGACGAUAGGCGUACACCUGCUCACCACUGUAUGGGCAAUAUGACACAGCAGGGUGUAUCAAUAAAAGGACUUCACAACGUUUUAUCGUCCAGGCCAGUCCUCAAUAAGCUAACCACAUAUACAGCUCUGAUGCAGGUAGACAGCGGCCAUCUUGAAGUCUGGCUUCAGUACUGUCCUGACCCAUGUAUUCCAUGGUAACUGUCCUGACCCAUGUAUUCCAUGGUAACUGUCCAGACCCAUGUAUUCCAUGGUAACUGUCCAGACCCAUGUACUCCAUGGUAACUGUCCAGACCCAUGUACUCCUGGUAACUGUACAUGUCCAUUGUAGUAUCCAGGAUAAUGUUGACAGACUUUUGUAUCCAGCAGAACACCAACUUACCAGUGAUUGAUAAUUACCUUACCAUACAUCUCGAACUAUAGCUUUUCAAAGCAGUGCUGUGAUCUCAUUUAUAUGAUAUAUCCAUUCCAUCAAUACUUGAUAUUCCUUCUCUAUGUGCCUAGUGUGAUCCCUGGGAUGUGUGGAUGUGUGGAUGUGUUACUGCAGAUUCUGGUUAUUUAAACAAAAGCAUUGUCUUGAUACCAUCAGGCACAUGUUGUCAUAUCUUGUCACUGUGGUCACUAUAUGAAUAUAUAAUGACCACGGUUCUAUUACAUUCAUCAACAUUUAGCAAUUUAUUCUAUUUUUCAUCUUUUUUCACCUUUUUUAUAAUGACAAAACCAUAUACAGAUACAAAGAGAUGACUGUUUGAAUUUUGUUAGCAAUUGUACAAGUCCUAGAAUUUGUUAGCAAUUGUACAAGUCCUGGAAUUUGUCAGCAUAGAAUUUGUUAGCAAUUGUACAAGUCCUAGAAUUUGAUAGCAAUUGUACAAGUCCUGGAAUUUGUCAGCAAUUGUACAAGUCCUAGAAUUUGUCAGCAUAGAAUUUGUCAGCAAUUGUACAAGUCCUAGAAUUUGUCAGUAAUUGUGAAAGUCCUAGAAUUUGUCAGCAAUUGUACAAGUCCUAGAAUUUGUCAGCAAUUGUACAAGUCCUAGAAUUUGUCAGCAAUUGUGCAAGUCCUAGAAUUUGUCAGCAAUUGUACAAGUCCUAGAAUUUGUCAGCAAUUGUAAAAGUCCUAGAAUUUGUCAGCAAUUGUAUAAGUCCUAGAAUUUGUCAGCAAUUGUACAAGUCCUAGAAUUUGUCAGCAAUUGUACAAGUCCUAGAAUUUGUCAGCAUAGAAUUUGUUAGCAAUUGUACAAGUCCUAGAAUUUGUCAGCAAUUGUACAAGUCCUAGAAUUUGUCAGCAUAGAAUUUGUUAGCAAUUGUACAAGUCCUGGAAUUUGUCAGCAAUUGUACAAGUCCUGGAAUUUGUCAGCAAUUGUACAAGUCCUAGAAUUUGUCAGCAAUUGUACAAGUCCUAGAAUUUGUCAGCAAUUGUAAAAGUCCUAGAAUUUGUCAGCAUAGAAUUUGUUAGCAAUUGUACAAGUCCUAGAAUUUGUCAGCAAUUGUACAAGUCCAAGAAUUUGUCAGCAUAGAAUUUGUUAGCAAUUGUACAAGUCCUAGAAUUUGUCAGCAUAGAAUUUGUCAGCAAUUGUACAAGUCCUAGAAUUUGUCAGUAAUUGUAAAAGUCCUAGAAUUUGUCAGCAAUUGUACAAGUCCUAGAAUUUGUCAGCAAUUGUACAAGUCCUAGAAUUUGUCAGCAUAGAAUUUGUCAGCAAUUGUACAAGUCCUAGAAUUUGUCAGUAAUUGUAAAAGUCCUAGAAUUUGUCAGCAAUUGUACAAGUCCUAGAAUUUGUCAGCAAUUGUACAAGUCCUAGAAUUUGUCAGCAAUUGUAAAAGUCCUAGAAUUUGUCAGCAAUUGUAAAAGUCCUAGAAUUUGUCAGCAAUUGUAAAAGUCCUAGAAUUUGUCAGCAAUUGUACAAGUCCUAGAACUUGUCAGCAAUUGUACAAGUCCUAGAAUUUGUCAGCAAUUGUAAAAGUCCUAGAAUUUGUCAGCAUAGAAUUUGUUAGCAAUUGUACAAGUCCUAGAAUUUGUCAGCAAUUGUACAAGUCCUACAGGACUAAUUGGAGGGAGUUAUUGAACAGUAUUUGAAUAGCAGAAUUGUCUUGAUACUAACUGCAGGCAGGAGAGUGACAUACAGGAGAUUUAGAUAGUGAUUACAGACAACAAUGAGAUGCUUUAGCUUGGCAUGUUGACAUUUAAUGCACAUAAAAAUGUAAUACGCUUUAGCUAUUUGAUACAUUGUGAAAAUGGUAUGCAUGGUUUCAGAAUGAAUGAUAUGACGUAUUCUUAUUGUUUCUUAGUGAAAUAGACAAAGCAGUGCGUACAAUGCAAUAUAUAGGCUGUGGGAACACUCAUUUGUUAUAUUGUAUGUAAAUCAAGUGCUUAGUAAGUAAACUGAUGUUUUAAUUUACUUGAGUCCUCUCUAUGUUUCAUUCUGUUUAGACUUUUAUACACUAUGUAUCACUUACUCAAGAAAAUAAAAUCCAUUGUUUUUUUUCUGAUGUGUGUUUUACACACAUUGAGGUGACAAAGCUACCAAA